Messenger RNA from Dujonia railenensis, 978 nucleotides. The record is from the annotation of a GenBank genome assembly. NCBI's taxonomy places the organism in Eukaryota, Fungi, Ascomycota, Pichiomycetes, Serinales, Debaryomycetaceae.
AUGGGGACCGUGUCAACAGGCAUGUCUAUUGUCAAGUACUCGAAUUUCACCGAGACUGUAACAGAAAUUAUAACUAAAACUAUUUAUGUGCCAGUUUAUCAUUCUGUGACCUACUCUACUGAGCACUUCCCAACUGAAUUCAACAGUAGUAUUCCGGUAAGCACAAAAGACUUAGCAGAAUUUCUUAGUGAGGGCCAAACUGAAAGGUAUUGGUAUCCCGCAAAUACAGCAGAGCCAGAAUUUGCAUAUGGCUUAGACGGAAUAUUACAUUUAGGGCACCACGCUAUUUCUACUACUCAGGAGAAGUGUGGAGAGCAAAGCAUUACAACCGGGCACCAUCUGACAGUGACUGGCGGGUCAGAAGACGGCAGAGAGGAGAUCAAGGUAGAAGAAUUACUACAGCAAGACUCUGAAGGAGAAUCAGGAGAAGUAGACGAGGCGCAUUUCUGGCCGCAGGUAGGACAGGAGAAACUUGAGGGUCUUCUGGAAGUUGGUUGGCCAGUGGGUGGUGCUGAUGAACAGGAUGAAGUGGAUGUGGAACAAAAAGAAUUAGAACAAAACAAAACGGAGGAAACAUUACACGGCCAUACCAGCUGGGUAUUAGAAAAUGGACAAAAGAAAGAUCCACCGACUCCAGCAGAAAGUGCAGAAGAGCAAGAAAAAGUACCAGCAGCUACAGCUACUCAAUUGAAUGAUAUUUUUCUAGCCACCCCAGCGCCAGCAUCCAAUAACAUUCAUUCAAACGGCACUGAGUUGUCAGAGAGUGUACAUGUAACCGAACCCAACACGCAAUCGCCCAUGUCAGAGCAUUUCUCGCUACGGGGAGCACCCAGGAUCACCAGAAAAACUUUCAAUGGGGUAGUUGCACACAAUUGGUCGUACGCAUCAACCUUCAAAGGUGAGUCUCCACAGCUCAGGUAUCUCCCAGUCUACACUACGCUAUUCUUUACAAUUGCAGCCAUUCCACUUCUUCUCUAG